Molecule: messenger RNA, 894 nt
Organism: Hordeum vulgare subsp. vulgare (domesticated barley)
Lineage: Eukaryota; Viridiplantae; Streptophyta; Magnoliopsida; Poales; Poaceae
Product: molybdopterin synthase catalytic subunit-like
Exons: 1
Coding region: 47-769 (240 amino acids)
Biological process (GO): Mo-molybdopterin cofactor biosynthetic process
Cellular component (GO): cytosol
Molecular function (GO): molybdopterin synthase activity
Source: RefSeq, a predicted model, not a curated record
AGGCCGAAAUCGAAUUAAAAAAAAAGUCUCCGAUGCUGGGAGCAGGAUGAUAAAAUAUAAAAUAAGAAAGCCGCAGGGCACUUCCGUGGUUCCUCUCCUCUCCUCUCCUCUCCUCCACCAAACCUUAUCUCGCUGCGCCACCGACGACUUCGAGCGCCCGAGCUCCGUGAUCCAAGCACCAGCAGCGCGGGCGCACAAGCUCCCCUCGAUGGCCGGCGACGAGGCCCCGACGACGGAGGCGGCGUGCCAGGACCUGGUGGAGAUCCUGGACGAGGGAUCGGGCCGGCUGGACAUGGGCCGGUACGUGGACCACGUCCGCGACCUGUCGGCGGGCGCCAUCGCCACCUUCGAGGGCACCACGCGGGACCACUUCGACGGGAGGCGCGUGGUGGAGCUGCGGUACGAGGCGUACGGGUCCAUGGCGCGGCGCCGGCUCGAGGCCAUCCUCCGCGAGGCCCGCGCGGCCCACGCGCUGUGCCGGCUGGCCGUGGCGCACCGCCUCGGGACGGUCCCCGCCGGCGAGGCCAGCGUGUUCGUGGCGGCCUCGGCGGUGCACCGCGCGGACGCCAUGGACGCGUGCCGCUACGUGAUCGACGAGAUCAAGGCCUCCGUGCCCAUCUGGAAGAAGGAGGUGUACGACGACGGCGAGGUGUGGAAGGAGAACCGCGAGUUUCUCGACCGCACCGACGCCGACAAGAAGGGCAGGCCGGCCGGCCACGGCGGCUCCGGCGGCGGCUGCUGCGGCAGCAAGGUGAGGGUCAGCUCAUGAGUAGCAGCCGCCGGAUCGCGAUCGCGCGAACAUGGAGUUCUUUUCUAUUCCCUUCUCCCUUGUAAUUUUGAAAAAUUUGCGAGCAAGAGAAACGUGCAGUUCGAAUACAUACGCACAUUGUGUUA